Messenger RNA from Mauremys mutica (yellowpond turtle), 2306 nucleotides. RefSeq names its product antigen-presenting glycoprotein CD1d-like. Gene Ontology annotation, molecular function: lipopeptide binding; endogenous lipid antigen binding; exogenous lipid antigen binding. Gene Ontology annotation, biological process: antigen processing and presentation, endogenous lipid antigen via MHC class Ib; antigen processing and presentation, exogenous lipid antigen via MHC class Ib; immune response. Bases 1099 to 2010 code for a protein of 303 amino acids. Gene Ontology annotation, cellular component: external side of plasma membrane. The record is from RefSeq and is a predicted model, not a curated record. The transcript has 5 exons. NCBI's taxonomy places the organism in Eukaryota, Metazoa, Chordata, Testudines, Geoemydidae.
CUUCACCCCGAUCUCCCCCGUCACUUGGGGGCAGCCAGGCCCAGCCCCACAGGGCAGGCCUGUCACUGCAGCAGGAGUGGGGGCGGACUCCCUCUCCAUCCCCCCGAACCGCCCCUCCACGCUCGGCCAGGCUUGGCUGCAGUGCCAGGGCAGUGGGUGCUGCUGCGGGCGGAGCUCCCGGGCAGGGUGAGGAGCAGGACGCUGGCCACGAAUGCGAGCCCUGCAGACCAGCCCAGUUUGCCUAGGCGCAGAUCCAGCCCUAGCUCUGACCUUGCCACCGGGGAUCCCCCUCCCGCGCUGCCGCCGCUCCCCGACUCCCUCUGCCCGGAUUGGCUGGGCUGGCAGCUGCAGGCACAGAGCUGAGCAGAGACAGGCAAAGAGAGAAGUUGGUGCCGGGGCUUGUGGCCUGGGGAGGAACCGACAGCCCGUGAGCUGGGCCCCUCGUCUCACCGCACUGACACCUGCCAGAGCCUGGAUCCCGCUCCCCCUGCCAGGAUGCUGCUCCCGCUGCUGCUCCUCCCCUGGGCAUGGGGGGCCCUGGCUGGUAAGUGGGGACCCCUCCCUGCCUUUUUGCUACUGCGGGGGGGUUGUGCAUGAUAUAAUGCCAGGGCCAGGGUGGGGCAGCACCACAUAAGAACAUAAGAGCGGCCAGACUGGGUCACACCAAAGCUCCAUCUAGCCCAGUGUCCUGUCGGCCGACAGCGGCCAGUGCCAGGUGCCCCAGAGGGAAUGAACAGACAGGAACAUCCAGUGAGCCACCCCCUGUCGCCCAAUUCCCAGCUUCUGACAGACAGAGGCUAGGGGCACCAUCCCUGCCCACCCUGGCUAACAGCCAUUGAUGGACCUAUCCUCCGUGAACUUAUCCAGCACUAGUGACCCUUGCUGGCGUGCAAGAGGACGGGGAGGCAGGUUACGGUUCAGCAGGAAAGCCCUGGAACUGGGGAGCAUUAACGAGACUGAGACUCUUUAAUCUCUCUCCUCACCCGCUUUGUCCUCCCCUUGUUCCCCCCUCCUCCAGCCUCCCCUCCUGUCCCCCCAGGGUCUGUCACCCUCCGUCUGCUGAAAACCACUGUCUUCCACAAUGCCAGUUCUACGAACAUGGAGGGGAUGGCUCUGCUCGGGGACCUGCGGACCCACUCCAUGGAUUGCAGCACCUGCAAGAUCCGCUUCCUGCAGCCCUGGGCCAACCAGGGCCUCACUCCGAAGCAGUGGCAGGGCCUGGAGACAGUGCUCCAUAACUACGUGUCCAAAUUCAUCCUUCUUAUUAACAAAGUGGUUAAGGAUGAAAAGGAGCACCACCCCUUUGUGAUUCAGGCCUCCAUCGGCUGCAAGCUCCACCCCAACGGCACCUCAAGGCAGUUCUGUGAUGCCGCGGAGAACGGGGAGGAUUUCAUCAGCUUCAGUGUGGACGAAGGCUCCUGGGUCGCUCAGCACUGGCAUAAGCUGGCCCUCCACUCACGGGACUUUCUUAACCAGGAUAAGAGCACGACUGCCAUGGCUCAGUUUCUCCUGAGAACAACGUGUGAACUCAAGAGCUUUGUCCAGUACGGGAAAGAGUCUCUGGCAAGGCAAGAGCGGCCGGUCGCCGUGGUGUUUGCCCGAGCGCCUCCCCCAGCCGGGACCCCCGCGCCGGUGCUGCUGGUUUGCCGGGUCACCGGUUUCUACCCCCGUCCCGUCCGCGUGGCCUGGCUGCAGGACGGGGAGGAGGUGGCGCCAGGCUGGAGGCUGAACUCCAGCGGGAUCCUGCCCAACGCGGACCUGACCUACCAGCUGCGCAGCUCCCUGGCCGUGGGGCCGGGCGACGGGCACAGCUACGCCUGCCGGGUGCAGCAUAGCAGCCUGGGGGGCCAGAGCCUGCUGAUCCCCUGGGGGCACAGCAGGCCCUGGGGCCCUGGCCUGGCCGUGGGCAUCACCCUGGGGGCUCUGGCCGUGGCCGCCGUGGCCGUGGUGCUGUGGUGGAGAAUACGCAGGGGCCACCCGGACGUCAGACCAGGAGAGCCCAGAGCCUGAGGAUGCAGCACUGGCUUAGAUGUGGGGAUCGGCCCCUCACUUGGGGACAUGGACCGUGGGGCUGACUCUGCGCCCUGAGGCCCCGUCAGGAUCGGAGCACUGGGAGAUCAGGGCAGCGGGUGAGGGGUGGGAUUCUCCUCCCCUGGGACGUUUGGGGCACGUUGGACAUGCGAGGGCGCUGUGGGAUCCAGGAUCCGCAUGGAGCUGGAGCUGCCCUGUGCCAUUCAGUAAACUCUGCAGGGAGGCGCUGGCCAGCAGGCCCUGGGUGCAGGGGUCAGGCCCGGCUACACACACAA